Messenger RNA from Daldinia decipiens, 3964 nucleotides. RefSeq lists its product as uncharacterized. The transcript has 3 exons. Gene Ontology annotation, molecular function: NAD+ poly-ADP-ribosyltransferase activity. Lineage: Eukaryota; Fungi; Ascomycota; Sordariomycetes; Xylariales; Hypoxylaceae. The record is from RefSeq and is a predicted model, not a curated record. Bases 1 to 3576 code for a protein of 1191 amino acids.
AUGCCUCCGCGAGAAGCGAGGCUGAAGUUCCAAGCCGACUUCAAGCUAGCGGCCGAAAGAAACGAUGACCAUAUAUCAGCCAUCAAGAAGGGGGAUGCCGAAGAUGAAUUCACGUUCGUGUUUAGCCAUCCUAACCUGCCUAAACCCUCUCACGUUGAGAUCCGUGUCCACCCACAAGAUGUGCAAGGUUAUCCAGACCAGAACACUUUCCUCGUCUACACUAAUGAUGAUACACUUCCAAUAGUUGCCCAUGUUCUAGAGGAAUCCAUAUCCGAGGCAGCGGGUAUGAAAGUACAAGACAUGCUUAGCAACAUCUCUCGAAGACUUCGGGCUGUCCUAGAGCGUGACGGCUCCGAGGAAGAAGAUACAGAUAUCGACAUGACGGAUGAUGCAGUAUUAUCAGACAGCAGUGAGGGAGAUGUGCCCUUUGAAUAUGGUGACGAUCUCGACGACGAGCUGUUUGGUGAUGGAACAGGAAAAAAGAACAGGCCACAUCUUCAAUUUGAGCCUGACGCGCCACUUGCACCGUUGCUUCUGCAGCGAAUCCGCCGAGAUCUUCGGUCUGUGCUCAAGGCAGGAUUUCACGUGGGGAAGAUUUGUGGAUUUGAGGACGGCAUAUAUGAAAGCAUGAUAUCAAUAUCAAUUCGGGUGACCAAAUUAUGUCUUUCUAAGGAGACACACGAAGCAUGGGGUCUUAGCUCUUCAGACUUCAUCGUUCUACUCAUCAAAUUUGACCGAUAUUACACUACUAUCGAAGACGUACUUCAGAGCCAAGCUGGACAUGCCAGAGCGAAAUUUCGUCUAAGAAGGUGUUCUAAAAAGAAACCUUCAUAUCAACAAGCCAUAGCUGCUUUUAGAACUGAGGCGACUGCGAAUGACGUAUCACAAGACCCAGAACUACAUACAUUUUGGGUCAGCAAGUCGAUCGACGAGUUCAUGAACGCAGACUUCGCGCCAAUGUUGAAGCUGAGGAAAGAACGUGGCGUUUCCUGGGAUGUGGCGAAGGAAAUAAAACGGAUGCAUGAAAUGAAGUCGUUCUCAGGGCUGCAACCAUCAUCCAAAGGCGUAGAGGCCGCGGAACACGAAGAGGAAUCCAUUAAUAAAGCUCAGUUGCCUCCUAUUCUCGCUAAUGAUCACAUGCUAAGUGACGGCGAGGUAUCUUUGCCACUCGUUGCCAUACAGUUUGCCUUGCGCUACCUAGUUAGAUGUACAGACUACUGUACAGUCUGCCAUCGCAGAAUGAAAGGAAACUUUGAGGCUCUGAGACCGUAUGUCUGCAACGAACCCCUCUGUCUUCACCAGUACAUGAACAUAGGCUUCGGCCCAGACGUAGAUCAUGAGGUCCUGAGCCAACCUAAAGUUGUCGACCUCCUAGUUAGCUUCUGCUAUACUAGUCUGUUUGAUUCAUUGACGGCAGGGAAUCCUGUCAUGCGGGAGUUUCCCACAGGGUUAAACUUACAAGUGCCGAAGAUACUAGGAGCCUACACAUCUGCACGUUCUAAUCAAGAUCCUCUCGCGCUCUCGAGUAAAAGACAAUUGUCUGGAAAUGCAACGCCCCGCAUCGUACCUGUACAUGGGGGAAAACUUAUAGACCCUUUGGACGUGAUAUUUAAUUUGGCCGAUUCUACCGCUACAAUAAUUAGUAAGUUAGACGGCGUUACUAUUAAAGAAGGCCAAUGGGUGAUUAUCUCGACCGAGGUCCCCGCCAGUCUCGAGAUGGAGACGAAACCCAUGACUGUGCUGCACCAUGUUCGUAUCGUAUACAAGUAUGGGGUUUCGCUACAGCUCGAGAUUAUGGUACAACAUACAUUACCUCAUUACAAUACCUCUGAGUUGUUAGGAUUUGGCCUAGUUGAUGGUCAGACCAUCCGCUCUCACAUAGGGGAUAUCGUACCAGGCCAUCUUAUAUUCUGCGAUGCAGAUUUAGACGAUAUCCAAAGCGUGCACGACAAGGCUUUCUCCAUGCUAAUCAUACUUACUACCUUCCCUUCGGUCGCAGACAUGAAGCAGUAUUUAAUGGACAAUAAACAGCUGUUCAAGUGGAACAGAAUGCCACGGGCAGCCGUGGAUCUACUAAGAUGGAUUAUGGCUUCAAAUAGGUCAUAUAUCGUACAGGUAGACGAUGAAUGUCCUACGGAUGCUGGGGCAGUUCCACACCCCGAGAAGAUUUAUGGCGUUGAUGGUUGGAUCCAAUUCAGAUUCGCCCAAGGGUCUUUAGAGAAGGAAAACCGCUUCAACGAGGUCCUGAAGAGUAUUAAUAAACCCCAGAAGACCCUUGUUGCUUGGCACGGGAGCAAGCUUGGGAACUGGCAUAGUAUUAUUCGCCAGGGUCUGAACUAUAACGUCACCGCAAAUGGUCGAAGUUAUGGGGACGGUAUCUAUUUUGCCAGGCAGUUUGAUGCUAGCUUUGGCUAUACGGGUACGAAUACUAAAUCUUCAGUUAUAUGGCCUAACUCUUCCCUGAGGAUUCGGGCCGUCGUCAGCUUAAACGAGCUUGUCAAUCUGCCUGAGCAGUUUCAAAGCAACAAUCCUUUCUUUGUGAUACAACACUGUCAUUGGACUCAGUGUAGGUACCUUUUCGUUCGCCCUACAUCAGCGGCGGAUCGGAACGAUUCUGGGAAUGCGGCUGGGAUCCUUGCUAGACAAGCCAGGCCUUUGGCCAACCUUCAAUCUUCACACAUCAGCGAGAAGGCGCCUCCUGGAGUGUCAGAGUUCAUACAAGAUCCGAAAUGGCGCAUUUUGGGUCCUUGGAAUAAAAUUAUGUUUAUUCCAAGAUGUGCUAUACCUUCAGCGCAAUAUAGAUGCAAUACUUCGACGGUAUCACUGGUGGAUAAUAUAGGGGGGCCAGAGAAUCCCGAGAUGGUCAGCAGCGACGAAGAUGAAGAGGACAUCUUGUUCCUCUCCCCAAAGGAAGGCGUCUCUUAUAAGGACCAGAUAUAUAAAACUGAUUUUCGCCCUGGAACGCUUGAUUUCGCUACUCUUCCACAACUAGCGCCUCCAUCAUACGCAACCAAGGCUGCUCAAAGGGCUCUCGGGCAGGAGAUCAAGAAGCUAGAGAAGGUACAAUCCACAACACCUCUUCAUGAAUUAGGUUGGUAUAUCGACUUUGAAAAGAUCAACAAUAUGUUCCAAUGGAUCGUGGAGCUGCACUCCUUCGACUCUGACCUCCCAUUAGCGCAGGACAUGAAGGUGGCUGGUCUAACUAGCAUCGUCCUUGAGAUCCGCUUUCUCCGCGAAUUCCCCAUGUCCCCGCCAUUUGUUCGCGUAGUUCGCCCCCGUUUUCUUCCAUUCUCUAGCGGUGGAGGUGGCCAUGUCACGGCGGGUGGAGCUAUGUGUAUGGAGCUUCUAACAAACACGGGCUGGUCACCGGCAAACAGUUUAGAAAACGUUCUCUUACAAGUACGCUUAGCUAUCUGCAAUACGGAUCCCAACCCAGCACGCCUGCUCAAUAUAAAACAGAGCCGGAUGGACUACAGUAUCUUCGAAGCGUUGGAGGCAUACAUUCGGGCCGCAAAUACACACGGAUGGGAUGUGCCUAAAGACCUGCGAGAAGCAUCUGCUUCCAGAUUUGCUUAAUGGGUAGAUCUUGGUCUAAGUAUAAGAUAUUUACUAAACCGAAUACUUCAAGCCAACUUCAAGGCACUGUAUCAACAGGAGUCGAUAUUCACUCGUAGGGUGCCGUAGGUCGGAUAUCUCAUGUUUCUCUUUAAGCCUUGAUCCACCAGACUACCUUAGGCAUCAGUCUUACUUCAGGGUAAUUUGCUUCAUACACUGCCUACUAUAUAUGAGAGCUUGGCCGGCUUUUGAUCAACGACGUAGACAGCUAAUUCUAUAAGGCUUAUAGCCUAGCAUCUAGCCACGUAGUCGUUGCCUACCGACUAGUACUUAGCCGCACAGGAAACCGAAUUCACGAUAGCACUUCCUUGUAUUUAAGGGGUAGUUUCCUAGUUAGUCCAUAGAGACC